Messenger RNA from Zalophus californianus (California sea lion), 2243 nucleotides. RefSeq names its product T-cell-specific guanine nucleotide triphosphate-binding protein 2-like. The transcript has 3 exons. Lineage: Eukaryota; Metazoa; Chordata; Mammalia; Carnivora; Otariidae. Gene Ontology annotation, biological process: defense response; cellular response to interferon-beta. Gene Ontology annotation, cellular component: endoplasmic reticulum membrane. Bases 393 to 1718 code for a protein of 441 amino acids. Gene Ontology annotation, molecular function: GTPase activity; GTP binding. The record is from RefSeq and is a predicted model, not a curated record.
UUUCUCUGAUUCAGAAGCAUAGUGUUGUCAUUUUACCCUGACAACAGAAUGGCAGAAAUCUCAAAAUGAGGGGACAUUUUUGCAGCAGCAGAAUGGAUAUUAUCUGUCAACGUCUAGUGCGUUGGGGUCCCUGGGUAAGGGCUGCGAAAUCACCGGGACACAGGGGAUGCAGAGCAAAGGCAGCACUUGCAACUGCAUGCUGUCGUUUAUUUUCCACACAGCUAUAUACUUGCAGCAAUCAGAGGACACACUGCCGGAGGCUGGAAUACAGCUCCCAAGGAUACCAUAAAGUGCUCUGCCCCUGCUCCCCCCACAUUGCUGUUGCAGCAGAAAAUAAUAAAUAACAGAAUGUCAUAUACAACAUCAAGUGAGUGCCUUCUACUGCUACAGCCAUGAGUCAGUCCUCCUGUUCCAUACCCUCUCAUGGAAACGGUGGUGAUUUGGCCUCCAGCUUUGAUAAGUUUUUUAAGAACUACAACCAGGAAUGCAAAAUCAUCUCUCAGGAAGCCAUCAAGUCAAUUCAAUCAAGACUGAAGGAGGGAGACAUUCAGAGUGCAGUUUCUACAAUCAGUGAUAUAUUGAGAGACAUCAAUAAUGCCCCACUGAGCAUUGCUGUGACUGGGGAGUCUGGGGCAGGGAAGUCCAGCUUCAUCAAUGCCCUGCGGGGCAUGGGACACGAGGAAGAAGGGGCUGCCCCUACUGGGCCAGUAGAGACAACCUUUGAGAGAAACAAAUAUAAACACCCAAAGUUUCCCAAUGUGACAUUAUGGGACCUGCCUGGCAUAGGGACCACUAACUUGCAGCCUCAUGAGUAUCUGGAGAAAAUGAAAUUUGGUGAGUAUGACUUCUUUAUUAUCAUCUCUGCUACACGCUUCAAACUCAAUGAUGCACAACUGGCUACAGCAAUUGGAAAAAUGAAGAAGAAUUUCUACUUUGUUCGAACUAAAAUAGACAGUGAUUUAUAUAAUCUAAAAAGGAGUCAACCCAACAAAUUCAAUGAACAUGAAAUCCUGCAAAGGAUCCGCAAUGACUGUGUGACUCAACUUCAGAAGGCCAAUGUGAGUGAUGCUCAGAUCUUCUUAGUUUCCAGCUUUGAGUUGUCUCGCUAUGAUUUCCAAAGCCUGGAGACCACCCUUCUGAGGGAACUCCCAGCCCACAAGCGCCACAUCUUCAUGCAACACCUGCCGAAUAUUACUGAGGCCAUCAUUGACUGGAAGAGGGAUUCCCUGAAACAGAAGGUCUGGCUGGAGGCCAUGAAGGCUGGAGCAUCGGCCACUGUCCCUUUGAUGGGCUACAUCAGUGAUAAAGAUGUAGAGACUUUAAAGGACACUUUAACACUCUACAGGGUUUACUUUGGGCUGGAUGAUGCAUCCCUGAAAACCAUGGCCAAGGACUUUCACGUGUCAUUGGAGAAACUCAAGGCAAACCUUAUGUCUCCCCAUUUGCUAUCAUUUGAGAAGGAUGAUGGGUCCUUAGGGGAAAAACUGUUAAGAUAUGUGGAAAAAUUCUGCUCUGUUAUUGGAGGACCCAUUGCUGCUGGUCUUUACUUUAGGAAGAUUUACUAUGUGCAAAAUUAUUUCCUUGAGACUGUGGCAAGUGAUGCGAAAGUUCUUCUUAAAAAUGAAGAGAUUUUUAAGGACUCUGAAGAACCUGGGCAAGCUUAUCUACCUCAGGAUGUUGGGAAUAAAAAUGGGAAAAGUGAGGCAGCCAGCUCCUGAAUUAUUCUCAGUGUUGGCAUGGCACUGGUGCCUGGAAAGAUAACUUAGAGUUUCCUUUAAGCAUUCUGACCCACUGCCCUCAAGGGUAUCACAGAUAUUUCCAUAAUACACUCUUGAAAAAACUAUGAACUUAGUGACUAUUAUUUGACAGUGAGAGCAAUGAACUCUAAAGAAUCCUUCCUUCAUAUGAUCCUUCAUAUGAUUAUUUUGGAAAAAAUGAAGGACAGUAGUCUGGAAUUUUCUGCUUAGCGGAGAGAAUAACUCUGUGUGAUGGUUACUUCAUGCACAGCACUGGUCUUUCUACUGACAUACUAGUUAAAAAUGGCUAUGCUCAUAGUGGGUUCUGAAAAAUGAAUUUUUAUAAAUGCGUACAUAGUGUAUCUUUGGUGUUCCUGACAUUCUGUUAUGAAUCCAUAAAUUCUUUUCCUUAAAGUUUUUUUAAAGAUUUUAUUUAUUUAUUUAACAGAGAGAGACAGCAAGAGAGGGAACACAAGCAAGGGGAAUAGGAGAGGGAGAAGCAGGCUU